UCUCCCCUGCUUUCUCUCUCUCCCUCUCUCCUCAAUCGCAAGGCUGCGCUCACCGACUCUACACCGCUAACAGGGAUGCAGCGAGGGCGCAGCGCAGCCUGAAAAAUGGCACCAGCACGCGUCCUGUGGAUCUAUCCAUCCCUUCCCCUCCUGUCCUCCCUGCUUCUUCUUUUUCACGCGUUGUCGCCGUGCCGAGCCUUAAGGAAUUACCCGGAGAAUGAAGUUACGUUACUGGACUCUAUGUCAGCCUUGGCCGACCUGGGCUGGGAGGCUUACCCAAAUGAAGGGUGGGAGGAGAUCAGUGUGAUGGAUGAGAGGAACACGCCGAUGAGGACGUACCAGGUGUGCAACGUCAUGGAGGCCAACCAGAACAACUGGCUGAGGACACGCCACAUCAGCCGCGAGGGAGCGCAGCGCGUCCACAUCGAGAUCAAGUUCACCCUGAGGGACUGUAACAGCCUGCCCGGGGUCCCUGGUACCUGCAAGGAGACAUUCAACAUGUACUACUAUGAGUCCAACAAUGCCAACCUGUGGUUCAUCAAGGAAAGCCAGUAUGUCAAGAUCGAUACUAUUGCUGCAGAUGAGAGUUUUACACAGGUGGACGUUGGCGACCGCGUGAUGAAGCUAAACACGGAAGUGCGGGAUAUCAGCAACCUGAGUAAAAAGGGCUUUUACCUGGCCUUCCAGGACCUGGGCGCAUGUAUCGCUCUGGUCUCAGUCAGGGUCUUCUACAAGAAGUGUCCUCUCACUGUUCUUAACUUGGCCCAGUUCCCCGACACGAUCACUGGCGGAGACACGGCACUGGUGGAGGUCCACGGUCUGUGUGUGAACGCCUCUGAGGAGUUCGAGGCUCCUAAGAUGUACUGCAGCGCAGACGGAGGCUGGCUGGUUCCCAUCGGGAGGUGUGUGUGCAAACCGGGCUUCGAGGAGAACAAAGACGUCUGCCAACCGUGCCGAACUGGUACCUACAAAGCUUCAGCCACUGAUGCCUAUUGCACCAAAUGUCCUCCUCACAGCUCGUCCCCGCAGGAACAAGCCGUCGAGUGCGUCUGCGAGAAAGGUUUCUAUCGUGCCGAGGCCGACCCACGCUCCAUGGCCUGCUCACGUCCACCAUCUGCCCCUGAGAACCCCAUCUCCACGGUGAACGAGACCUGCGUCACCUUGGAGUGGUCUCCACCCAGAGACACAGGAGGCAGAGGAGACAUCAGCUACAGCCUCCACUGCAGGAAGUGCUCCGGAGACGGCAGGAAGUGCACACCGUGUGGUAGCAGCGUCCACUUUGUCCCCAGACAGUUUGGUCUCUCGUCAGCCAGCGUGCUGGUCACCGACCUGCAGCCGGACUCCAACUACAGCUUCACUGUUGAGAGCCAGAACGGAGUGUCCGACUUCAGCCCCACCCCCAGAGGAACGGUGGUCAUCAAUGUCACUACAUCCCAGACAGUGAGCGUGGUGCUGAAGGAGAGGCGGAGCAAGGACAGCGUGACUUUGGCCUGGCAGGGUCCGGAGAGACCAAACGGAGCGAUAGUGGAGUAUGAGGUCAUCUACUAUGAGAAGAACCAGCGGGAGCAGAACUACACCGUGUUGAAGACUCGCUCCAACAUGAUGACAGUGGACGGGCUGAAGCCAGGGACCACCUACGUGUUCAGGGUCAGGGCUCGGACCGACGGGGGCUACGGGAGCUACGGCGGAGAGAUUGAAUUGGAAACCAGCCACGAAGAUGUUUUUGCCAUCGGGGACCCUAACCAGUCCACCAUCCUGGCUGUGUCCAUCGCCGGGGGAAUCGUCCUCCUCAUCUUCCUUGUGACUUGCUUUGUUGUCAGCGGAAGGCACUGUGGAUAUAUCAAGGCCAAACAGGACCCUGAUGAAGAGAAGAUGCAGUUCCAACAUGGUAGAGUCAAGCUGCCAGGCAGCAGGAUUUACAUCCAUCCUCACACGUACGAAGACCCCAACCAGGCUGUCAGGGACUUUGCCAAAGAGAUCGAUGCUUCCAAUAUCCGCAUAGAGAGAGUCAUUGGAGCUGGAGAGUUUGGGGAGGUGUGCAGUGGUCGGCUGCGUGUUCAGGGAAAGAGGGAGAUCUACGUGGCCAUCAAGAGUCUGAAGGCGGGAUACUCUGACAAACAGAGGCGGGACUUCCUGUCUGAGGCCUCCAUCAUGGGACAGUUUGACCAUCCCAACAUCAUCAGGCUGGAGGGUGUCGUCACAAGAUGUAAACCAGUGAUGAUCAUAACGGAGUUCAUGGAAAACGGAUCUCUGGACACUUUCCUCAAGAAACAUGACGGGCAGUUUACGGUGAUCCAGCUGGUCGGCAUGCUGCGUGGCAUCGCCUCAGGUAUGAAGUACCUGUCGGACAUGAGCUACGUUCACAGAGACCUGGCAGCUCGUAACAUCCUGGUCAACAGCAACCUGGUGUGUAAGGUGUCCGACUUCGGCCUGAGUCGAGUUCUGGAGGACGACCCAGAGGCUGCCUACACCACACGGGGAGGGAAGAUCCCCAUCAGGUGGACAGCUCCAGAGGCCAUAGCCUACAGGAAGUUCACCUCAGCCAGCGAUGUGUGGAGUUACGGUAUCGUCAUGUGGGAGGUGAUUUCAUACGGAGAGAGACCCUACUGGGAGAUGUCCAACCAGGAUGUGAUCAAAGCAAUAGAUGAGGGCUACCGUCUUCCCGCUCCGAUGGACUGUCCUGUGGUUUUGCACCAGCUCAUGUUGGACUGCUGGGAGAAGGGACGCAGCGACAGGCCAAAGUUUGGACAGAUCGUCACAAUCCUGGACAAGCUCAUCAGAAACCCGGCCAGCCUCAGAGAGCUGGCCAACAGCUCAGAAUGCAGGGAGGACCCGACCACCCCAGAGUUCAGUGUGAACACAGUGGAUGAGUGGUUGGAGGCCAUCAAGAUGGGCCAGUAUAAGGAGAACUUUUCCAGUGCUGGAUAUGUCAGCUUGGACUCAAUCCUCUACAUCAGCGUCAGUGAAUUGGCUAAAAUGGGGGUGAAUCUUGCCGGCCACCAGAAGAAGAUUUUGUCCAGCGUGCAGACCCUGCAGACCCAGGGGACGCACGUUCAAGUAUAACAGUUUCCACAGAAACACACAGUGAGACAGAGCCAAAAUGGAGGCUCCGUGUGAAGAGUUUCCCCACUUAAAUGGAGUUGUUAUGGAUACUCUGUGCUCGGGGCCUCCAUUGAUUUUGAGACACCCUGAGUUGGAGUCAACAUGGACGCUUGACUCCUUCACCUCCUCGCAAUUUCACCAUUCUUCCUUCCUACCCUCGAUGGGCACCACUGGCUUUAGCAUUCAGUAACCCAGCCACCAUUAUGGAGCUACAAAGAGACACACGUCCAACAACAAGGCCACAUCUAGAGCAUCCCAGACCAUUUCACUUCAUAUCAGCCAAUAAAGAAUUCUUAACAGAGGAAAUGACAAAAAAAAACAAAUUAGAAUAUAAUUAUCAUCACUGUCUGUGAGGUGUACAGUUGUUGUUUUUUUUACUGUCAUUUUGUUUCUGUUCUGAGUUUUCACCUUGAAGAGUUUAAAAAGGGCCAGAAGAUAUGUAUAUGUGUAGAUAUAUGUUUAUAUGGGCUGUGUGUCCCACAACAGUAGAGAUGGACCUAACGUUUGUAAUGGUGGAGAGGUUUAAUGGGAGUUAUAACUUAGUACUUGUAUGGCCCCUUCCAUUGCUCUCUUUAUACAGAGCCAAUAAGUGAGCCGAGAUUAUGGAUAUCAUGAAUGUGUGGGGUGGGGUGAACAGGAAAAUGGACCUUUAGAGAUAGACAGGGAUGUAGAUUUUGCCAGCUCAUGAAGGAUGGAAGUAUGAAUCAUUUGAAUAGAGUUUUGACCAGGACAAGGGCUUCCCUAGUGACUGCUCUCAGACACACUUCCACAGCAACUGUGCUAGUCUGCUUUGAUGUUUAUCGGGUGGAAAUAAACAGCGGAAACUGCUUAAGCUGCAGUUACAGCACAGAUACAUUUUACUCUUCCAUCACAAGCUGUCUAUUCCAAACAACAUUGUCUAUUUGGCUGUCGCAGUAUGAUGUUGAUAGGAAUAUUUCAGCUUAAAAGUUUGCCUUCCCAUGUUUCAGCUGUGAUAAGAAAGUUAUAGUGUUUCGUGUUAAGAAAAUGUGGUGCCAUUCAUUCUAGAGUGACACUGUUGAGAAAGUGUUUAUCCGGUGUUGUGCCAUGUACAGUUAACAUUGACAUUUUCAUCUGGGCAACAUACCACCAUUACUACUAUACUCAGUCCUAUCAUCAGUUCAAACGGCUGGAUGUUAACAUAAGGCCAGUCUCAGUAAUUACAAUGUUUUGUUCAAGUCUUCUUUAUGAAAAAGAGCAUUGGAAUGGACGCUUUUUUUUCAGCAAGAGGAAAUAUAUAUAUAUAUAUAUACGCUGUGUCGAUUUUCAGCUGUGCAACCACGAGAGGGUGAAAAGUACUUAAGAAAGAUGAUUUGUGCGUCUUGUACUGUCUCACAUUCUUGUUAUCAGUCAAUCUAUUUCAAGCAUCACUAGUUUCAAUCCAUUACUGAUAAGGUACAUUUACAAAACAAUGUUUACAGCAAAUACAUAAAUAAAUUGGUUUGUUGGUUUUUCCUUAUCAGAAGGAAACUGCUGCUUUUCACAUUAAAUACAAGCUUAGAUAUGAUGGGACCCUCUUUGUGUGCACUGCAUUAAUGGCACUGAACCUGCUUAAGCGUACUCCCAGACCCCAGUUUUAAUAUAUGUGGUACUCUAUAGGACCAACGGUGUCAUAUAGUACAGUAUAUAUGAUUGUAUUAUAGUGUAAAAUAUGUACAGAGUUGAUUUCCAAUGUUAGAAUGUUUGUAAUGAUAACGAUGAUGAUGACUAUGAUGUACUUUUAUUGUGAAAAAGAGAUUUCUGAAGUACUCGUUCAGGGGCGUGUCGUGCAGGAGAAAAUUGCAGGGAGGUGAUUCGUUGGUCUGAACAAAGGAAUGUAGCAUGGUGCAAUGCUUCAGCUUUGAUUGACAGUUGACAAUGAGUGCAGUUUCUACCAUAGUGUUAGAAAGAGUAGAAUGGACUUUCCUUAUUGAUUCACUGGCUUCAUUUGCAUACGUCCCUUAAACAGUAAUUACAAGCACUUUCUAAGCCUGUGUCCACCUACAAAACAACUUGUUAAAGUGCUUUCUUGGUGAUAUAAAGAUGGAAGAGGGGAGGUUGAGAUAAGAGACGUGCUCAAAUUGAUGCAUUAGCUAAACCCCUCCACAAAGCAGAAAUUAUCCAAUCAAAUCUUGGCAACUAUAACUAGGCACGGCAGACCUGUCUAGCUUUGCAUUUCUCCGCAUGCUGAAGCGACUCGCAUGCAGUAACAGCUUGUAACUUGGCAUUUAAAGAGUUUCCAGGGUGUUGACCUUUUGUUCAACCGCUCCUUAAACGCAACAGCAAAAGCAUAAGGAAUGAAUUUAACAGUUUGUUUGUCUGUUCUAUUAUAAACUGCAUGUCGGAAUAACAAGUUUACCAUCUUCAAUAGUAUUCCAACAUCGCUUCCAAGGCCAAGGUGUUGUGAUGAAUAUAAAAAUAAAACCCUUUUUGACCAUCUUUACAGGGUUUUCAUUGAUUAGUUAGCUACAGCUAAAAGAGUAAAUCAUGCCAGUGACAGUUUUCCUAUCACUCAAAACGACUAUACCAUUUCAAAAAAGAAAGCUUGGCAGGCGUUGCAAGAGUAACUGUAGGGAACAUUCAUUUCCACCACUGUAUAGCUUGUUACUUGUGCAUUCUCUGCCCCAUUGGUUCAGAAUACAAUACAAAAUACAAUUCACAGAGUCUGAAACUGUUGGUACAUUCUACUCUUGCUAACUCUAUGAUUUCACUCAAGCGGACUACCCUUGACCGCUGGCCUUUUAGAUGCCUUAUUUACUGAGCUAGUGUUCUUUUCUGUUGCCCUAUAGAGGCGAUAUUAAGAGUAUAGUAUAUGUACAGGUAGUAUUUAUCUGUGUUCUUAAGAUGACCUCACAUCAACACCCUGGUUUUGUAAAAUCCCAAGACCGGCUCCAACAGCACCUUCACUAUGAAGCAGAACCAUGUCCUUGUUGUCCUUAAAACAGUGUAAUGAAUCUUAAAGCUGUAAUUGCUGAUUGGGAAACUAUCCUUAUUUAUUUGAUUUGUUUGAUAGGCUGCUCUAAGUUGCAAACUAUUUUCACAUGCAGCAAUCCUAAUGCAAAGUCAGAAUUAGAAAUGUCACUCAGAAAAUAUUGCAAAAAUGACCUCCCUUUUUACAAUCUUUUACACUUAAGAGAGGUCAAAGUCCACACCUUGAUUUCAACUCCAAAAAAAAGAUGCCAGUUUUGUGUCACUAUUCACCAUCAGGGUUAACAAUGUGGUUUUGUUUGCUUGAUCUCAAAUACAGUGUUUGUCCUCUAUUCCCCACCAGGUCUGUAUUGUAAGUGUUCAUGAAUGAUUCUCAUUCAAAAAAUGCAGCUCUCUGUCUCUCUCUCUCUCCUCGUCCCUCUCUUAUGCCACCUUACAAUGCUUAUUUGUCCCCAUGCCAGUCUCCUCUGCGUUGCUUGUUGUAAAGGGUGUAGGCAUUCUAAUGUCUUUCAUGUUGCUGUAAUAAAUAUGCUAAUAUUUCUAAUUUCUCA
This is a messenger RNA of Gymnodraco acuticeps, 6578 nucleotides long. RefSeq names its product eph receptor A4b (gene epha4b). NCBI's taxonomy places the organism in Eukaryota, Metazoa, Chordata, Actinopteri, Perciformes, Bathydraconidae. The transcript has 19 exons. The coding region runs from base 106 to 3063 and encodes 985 amino acids. Gene Ontology annotation, molecular function: protein binding; transmembrane-ephrin receptor activity; ATP binding. Gene Ontology annotation, cellular component: neuron projection; plasma membrane. The record is from RefSeq and is a predicted model, not a curated record. Gene Ontology annotation, biological process: axon guidance; cell surface receptor protein tyrosine kinase signaling pathway; protein phosphorylation.